Molecule: messenger RNA, 675 nt
Organism: Spizellomyces punctatus DAOM BR117
Lineage: Eukaryota; Fungi; Chytridiomycota; Chytridiomycetes; Spizellomycetales; Spizellomycetaceae
Exons: 3
Coding region: 26-553 (175 amino acids)
Source: RefSeq, a predicted model, not a curated record
CGUGGUUCGCGCCAGCAAGCCCAAGAUGAUGGCUGCCUUCAACGCCAGACCCACCAAACUACCUCCCCUACCUCUGAAGAAUCAACCACUAGUUAGACAAGGACCUUCAGUCUCUCCUGGCACUAUUCCCCAAAAGACGCGCGAAGGACGUACCUCACCUUCAGGAACGAUUAAACAGGAGCUCUCACAAGAUAUAUCCCCUACGUCCAUUAGAACCAAUGAAGAACAAGAAUCACUUAUUGUACUACUGCUUAGCAAGUUUAUGGCGUAUGUCGCAUCAAAGGCCUAUGUGCAAGCAUUGGAGGUAGCUAAUCAAUUGGCCAUUGUUGAUCCAACGAACGCUCUAAUAAAAGAAUAUCAACCUGUCCUGCGUGAACGUAUAGCCCAGUUAGAGGCCGCUAGCAGCGAGGAAGCCGAGAAUUCUCCAGAAGAAGAAUCGGACAGCGAAGAGGAGGACAACAGCGACGCAGAUACUAGCGGGACGGAAGAAGACGAUAGCGAAGAUGAAGAGACGUGCGAGUCCAAUGACAGCAGUAGCGAUGAUGAGCAAUGAGCAACUGGAAACUCUUAUGUACAUAAAUAUUGCUAUAUACUGUAUUAGAUGGGUACAUGCCAUUUCGAUGCCACGGUCCUGGUCAUCCGAUCUAAUUCUCUCAAAAUGUGCAUCAGUCUUCC